CCCAAAAACACAACACACCCACAGGCCACCCACCACACAAAAAGAACACACAAAAGAAAAACAUAAAAAAUAAUAAAAAUAACAAAAACACACCAAAAAACACACACAUAAACACUAAAAAUGUCCCAAGAUCGCGUCGCUACACAAGAAGUCUUCCCCGCGGAGGAAACCAUCGAGGCAGGAGCAAAAUCCGAGGUAGACACUGUUCCAGAGGUUGUGCCCCCAGAAAGACCUGCUGAGUCCGAAGUGAUCUCCAAGCCAGAGGAGGGCAACCAACCACUUGGCGAUGCACCGCGGGAGGAGAAGCCACAGAACGAGUCUGGCCCAAUCACCGCAGUGGAGGCGGCGGAGGAGGGACAGGAAACGGGAGCCACCGAACACGUAGCUACCGAAGCAACGAAGCCAAUGGAAGCCUCAGAUGAUCUUUCGCCUGAGGAAAGGAAACUGAAGCUGAAGAAGGAGCGAAAGGAGCGUUUGAAGAACAUCGCAACCACCCGCUUUGCCCCCAUGGAAUUAGAGGAUAAAGUUAGUUUUGUAGGGGGAAAUAUAGAAGAGGUCAGGGAUAAUGAGGUGGAGGAAGAGGAGGAACCGCUGGCCAACAUGGAUGGGCCCAUCGAUGGGGACACGGAUUCAAGUGCAAGCGACGAGUCAGAGGACGAUUUGUUCGUGGGACCCAAAAUGGUGAGCCUAUUCCCGACCUACGGCUUCUCAGAUGGCCCAGUUGAUAGGAGCAUAUUCCAAACGGAUGUGAGGUUCGAGGACAUUGACCAUUCGGCGAGUUUGACUGGCAUAAGCAUUGUAUCGACGAGAACGUUGAAGAGCGAACGAGAUCCGGAUUCCGUCCAGUUGAAGACCAACUUUCUGAGGGAUUUCGAUGUGCCCAGUCUGUCGGACAUAUCGGAGGAGCACGAGCCGUCUGAUCAGUCACCGGAUGUUAAGUCGCCGAUAGGCGAGGAGCAUGACGCUGGUUUCUAUGCGGAUCCUACGUCGAACAUGGACUCCGGUCCCAGCUCGGCGUCGGAAUCGAUUGGGGACGUGGAGGAGGAGCACCAGGCUGAGGGUGCGGCUCCAGAAAGUGAGGUCGUCUCCCUCGAUAUCUCCGACAUACCUGAAUUCAUCGAACCACCAGUGUUAAGUGGUCCUCAGGAAAAGCAGGUGACUCUGGAAGAAAUCAGCACCUUGUCAAAGGUGGCCUUCUCAUUUGCCGAGGUCCGAAUUGAACCUGCCCAUUUGCUUGCCUCCGAGAUCGAGGCGGUGGUCGGUGAACUACUGUUCGAUCUUUUCGAGGAGGCGGCCAUCAAAUCGGACAUCCACAACAAGGAGUGCGUAAUUCGAGCGAAGUUUGACAAGAGCAAGCUAUUGGACGAGCUACAAAAAGUCGUCAAUUCAUAUUUGUAUGAAAGGUCCACCAACGAGAUGGUGGGCAAUCGCCUGAUAGAGCACUUUAAACGCAAUCGCAAUGCCCGCGUCUUCGUCGCGCUCUCGCCGGAAAAUGAAAAACGAUUCCACGGCCGGUACAUGCAGGCCCUGGCCCAGUUGGACAAUCUGAAGUACCGGGUGGUGGUGGCCAAGCACAAGCACGCCCUCCAGAUGAACAGAGUGAUCCUGGAUCUGCACUCCGCCCAGAGUCUCGCCUCGAUCACCGAGGAGCGCCUGGAGCAUCUGCUCCGGAAACACCUAGUCCGCGCCGACUCCGACCACCUGCGACGUCUAGUCGAUCGCGAACUGCGACUAAUGACGGUCAAGCGGAACGAGAUCAGCGACGCCAGACUGUUCCUGAUCAUAAAAAAGCACACCUUGGGUCACAUAUUUGGCAAACUACAAGAACUGGACACACUGAGUGACACCUUGAGCAUCCGGGAUUUCUUGGCCGUGCAAAAUGAUGUGAUUGCCCUGCAAAAGAAAAUCGAGGAGCGCACUGUCGAUCUGAAGAAGAUGCGCACCCAGUUCCUCAUGGACGUUCAUCUCACCCGACACAAUCGGGAAAAGGCGCUGGCUCUAGCGGAGAAGUUUGAGGUAAAGAAAAUUCUGCUACGCAACGCCAUCAAAAAUCAGAGAAGCCUGCGAAGACGACUCUACGAAGUGAAGAUGGAGCGCAAGACGAUGCGGCAGCAGUCCAAGGACCUCACCUUCCAAGGCGGCAUCCUCUCGAUGCCAUCGCUGAUGUACGACUUCGACAGCACCGUGGAGCGGCUGAAGGAGAAGCGGGAAACGGUCGCCAAGCUCAGGGAAACCAUGAGGGCACUCCAGCGUCGGGUCAGCCAACUAGAGGGAAGAAGUAUGUAGAGCUUUAAGAACAGAUAAAUCGAAUAAACAGUGCAAUUUAUUACAAA
Drosophila teissieri is the source of this 2333-nucleotide messenger RNA. RefSeq lists its product as uncharacterized. The coding region runs from base 121 to 2286 and encodes 721 amino acids. The record is from RefSeq and is a predicted model, not a curated record. Gene Ontology annotation, cellular component: axoneme; ciliary basal body. Gene Ontology annotation, biological process: cilium assembly. The transcript has 3 exons. Lineage: Eukaryota; Metazoa; Arthropoda; Insecta; Diptera; Drosophilidae.